AUGGCUCAUUUCCUUGAUAUGCCUCGGAAGAAGACCUGGAAAGUUUCACAAGCAAGGCAGGAUGUUCUCCGGAGGCAGGCUCAAGAGGGCCAUUCAGACUCUCAGUUGAUAGCCGCUGAUUCAGAGGGCGUAUCUCAUAUAUCAGAUGGCGGGCUUGCCCACUCACACAAACCAUCUGAUGCUCAGGGCGUAUCUUUGAAAUCAGACGGCGGCCUUGCCCGGCCCCAGAAGCCAUCUGAUGCUUUUGAUGUUUUGAGCGUUUCUGAGAUGUGUCUGAACUCUUUAAUUGAUUUGAAAAUGAAUUUGUCUGAUCAAUGCAACAAAGAAACCAAAGCAGAUUUCAUUACAGAAGAGGAAAAUGAGAAUUUUAUCCCAGAGUUUUCAAAACAGAGAAGGAAACGGGACUUCUGCAAACAGCAAGAGAUAGAACCUAUAGAAACAGUUGCAUGCAAAAUACGAAAAACAAAUGAUUCUAUGAAAACCUAUAUGCAGUCACGACGAUUAAGUCAUCAACAGCAGUUGACAGAUAGAUUGUUGACAAAACAGUGUAUGACAAAAUUAAGGCAGGAGCCUGUAAGACAAGAGAAAGAGCGGCUUAUGACCAAAAAAUCGAUGAGAAAAGCAAGGCUGGUGCCUGAAAGACCAAAGAAAGAGCACUCUAUGACCAAAGAAUCAAUGAGAAAAGCAAGGCAGAAGCCUGAAAGACCAGAGAAAGAGCGGCUUAUGACUAAAGAAUCAAUGAGAAAAGCAAGGCAGAAGCCUGAAAGACCAGAGAAAGAGCGGCUUAUGACAAAAGAAUCAAUGAGAAAAGCAAGGCAGGUGCCUGAAAGACCAGAGAAAGAGCGCUCUAUGACCAAAGAAUCAAUGAGAAAAGCAAGGCAGACGCCUGAAAGACCAGAGAAAGAGCGGCUUAUGACUAAAGAAUCAAAGAGAAAAGCAAGGCAGGUGCCCGGAAGACCAGAGAAAGAGCGAUAUAUGACCAAAAACUCAAUAAGGAAAGCAAGGCAGAAUCCUUAA
Molecule: messenger RNA, 1017 nt
Organism: Dreissena polymorpha
Lineage: Eukaryota; Metazoa; Mollusca; Bivalvia; Myida; Dreissenidae
Product: translation initiation factor IF-2-like
Exons: 3
Coding region: 1-1017 (338 amino acids)
Source: RefSeq, a predicted model, not a curated record